UUUGUCAAGAAAGAACUGGAUAUAUAGGAGACACAGAAGGCCAGAGGUUACUGUCAAGUCUUGUUAGUCCCAGUGAGCUGCUUGUCUCAAACCAUAGCUACUGAGAAGUACAGGGUGCUGCUUUUCAGUUCACAGCCAUGGCUCUUGGACUCCUUUUGAGGAUUUCCUGGAUGUGUUUUUUGCUGUUUGAUGGGAGCACUGGAUUACCAACUUUAAAAGGGUAUGGAUAUCCAUACAAGAAUGACCCUCAUAACAUCGGUGAUGAUUCAAAAGAUGAAGCAUUGACCUCUGAUCUGAGGAACUGGCAGCCUUCAAAUAACCAACCGUCUUUCCCCGUGCACACAAGCUUCAGCAAACCUUCAGAUGCACAAUGGCCAGGUUCAGCCUCAGCUCAGCAAAACCUGCCCAACAGACCCAGUGCUCCUGAGGUGGAGAGGCUUACUAAUGGUGGCACAAGAGACUGGGGCAUGGAAAACCCUGAAAAACCACUUGUGUUUCCGUUAAGCCCAAACUACCAGCCGAGUGAUCCAGCAAAGCCCCAGCCAGGCCCUGUCCAACCUCAUCCAGCAAUCCCCCAGCCAGGCCCUGUCCAACCUCAUCCAGCAAUCCCCCAGCCAGGCCCUGCCCAACCUCAAUCAAUGUCACUUAGUGUUGCCUCUGCAAACCGCAUGCCUGCCUCUCCAGCUGGUGGCUCCACUUCGCCUGCCCUGUCCUCCCCCUCUCAGGCUGCACAGUCUCCCGGUUUUGAUUCUUGGAAGCCUAGGCCAGUUAGCACUGGUUAUGAUGUGUAUGAAAAUCCAAACCAGGACUUCACCUCUGGCUCCAGUCACCCUCAUCUUGUCUACGAAGAAGUCUUUCAAUAUCCAUCUGAGAACACUGGGCCUUCUUCCAGCACUGCAGGAGGGUAUAGCCAAGCUAAUUACAUGAGCGGGGGAUCUGCCUCCACACAAGGGGAACCCUCAUUCCCCCGUUACCCAACUAAUGUAGGCACCAAGCCAGUCUUUCCAUCUGGUCUACACUUCGGGUUCGGUAAAACAGGCUUCCGGCUACGUGAUAGGAUUUCUCAGCUUAGGCAAAAGGCAUUCAACGCCCCAAAAGCUGUGGUUCCCCAGCGAGUGAGUGAACCAAUCCCUCCUCCCCCGCCUCCUCCAAGCUAUAUCAUCCAGUCCAGAAACGGCUACCAGCGAGCCAUGCAUCUCUUGAGCCACUCAAAGUACUCCCCAGAAUUUCCCUCUCCAAUGCCUGUGCGCUCACAGGGCGUCAAGGGUCAACCAGCUGCUCCCAAAGGUGUAAAGAACCCUCAAAGCACCAAAUGGUAACCACCAUGGAUAUCCCUGUGUCCAAGCUGCAGAAUGAUGUGCCCUUUGAAGAAAUAAAACUUUUUUUUAAAAUUCAA
Molecule: messenger RNA, 1396 nt
Organism: Epinephelus lanceolatus (giant grouper)
Lineage: Eukaryota; Metazoa; Chordata; Actinopteri; Perciformes; Serranidae
Source: RefSeq, a predicted model, not a curated record